This is a messenger RNA of Phytophthora infestans T30-4, 1995 nucleotides long. RefSeq lists its product as uncharacterized. The transcript has 3 exons. NCBI's taxonomy places the organism in Eukaryota, Oomycota, Peronosporomycetes, Peronosporales, Peronosporaceae. Gene Ontology annotation, molecular function: metal ion binding. Bases 1 to 1995 code for a protein of 664 amino acids. The record is from RefSeq and is a predicted model, not a curated record.
AUGUACGAGAUGACGGGCGAGUCCCUUUCGAACAAGGUGAGCACCGUUCAAACCUUCGGCAAGGGCGGGGGUGGCCACCCGUCCGAGUUCUAUCUGGUCCGAGCUGCGACCACGGUCCAAGCUGACGUCAACACCAUGCUAGACGUGCUACGAACCAGCACGUAUGAGGAUUUCCGAGUUGUCAUGAAGAAAAUCUUUGCGAAACAGUUCGAAAGUGGCGCCAUCGUGGACUCCUUAAGCUGUAUGACGCCCCUCCCAUACACACCAAGUCUGGACAGUAAUGGGGUGCAAAAGGGAUGGCAAACCUUCAGUGAUGACGACAGAUACAGCGCCAAUUGGAUCACUCUAAGAGGCUUUAACAAGCUAGGAGGGCUAGACGGCCACCGAGACUUCACUAUGGUCUGCUACCAGGACGUGUUCGAGCGAGCGUAUAUUAGUGAUAAACUAACUCGCGUAGGACGCAGAGUUGCGCGAGAUUCUCGAAGACUUCAACCGAUGACGGGGUCUAGACUUAUUGGAGUGCACACGCUUUCCAGCAUGAAUUUCAGGGAUAUCCCGGAGCUGCCCAAGUCUUCCAAGACCGACCGUCUUCAUUUCCGGAAUUCAGGUGUAGUUGUCGAGGAAUUAUUGGACGAAGAUGCCAACGGGCCCAUGGUUCGUUUGAGCUUACUACUGUCGCUGAUGCCGUCGAAACUUAUUCUGAAAGAAGUCUCCCAGAGCCCACGUAUGCGUGUGGCGCUGGCUGCGGGGCACGAAGUCGCUAAGAAAUACCGUAAAUGGCUACAAACACUCGUUUUGGGCGUAAGUCACUUUGCAGAGGCAGCCAAACCUGCUGUGACUAUGCAACAUCCAAGCAAGAUGACGUGGAUGGAGAGCGAUACCUGUUUCCUGUGCCUCAAGACGUUCCGUGCGUACCGAAGACGACACCACUGUCGCUUCUGUGGUGAAGCCGUGUGUGGUUCCUGCUCCGGAUUCGUGAACAUGACAUCGUUCGACGUCAACUAUGAUGGCAGUGAAGCUAGCUCCGACAGUAUUAUAGUUGGCCAUCGCCUAUUGGAUCAACGUAUGGCCAGUGACGGAAGUGGAAGGAGUCGGAAGGGGAAUGUAUAUGAUACAGGCGGAGCUGAGACGGAGGAGCUAACCGAGACGCGCGGGUGUAACACGUGUAUGUCAGAGCUGCAGAUGAAUCUGACCAUGUCAAACCACGCUAGAAGUCAGCAGGAUUCAAGUCGUAGCAACAGCAGCUUUUCUCAACUUGGAAACGCUCGAGUGAUGCCUAUGCGUUCUGGAGAAUACCAACCGUACCCGCAAUACUCUGGUCAAAAGAUGAGCUUUUCCACUAUCAGCAGCAGCUCAUACUCAGGUCUGUCACUCAAUGAACGUGGAGUCUACUCGUCGACCAGCUCAGUAGAGUUCAUGGGCAAACCACCAGCCACUUUGACCGCUAUGAACUCGUAUCCCACGCCACGCAGCUACUCGACGGACUCUUCAGUGAGCGCUUUUCUGGCUCGAGACCCCGACAUCUUGUCACUCAACGGCUUGACAUUCCCCCGAAAGUUCCCCAACCGCGUGAGUUUCGCCACCACUGCCGCUACGAACGAAGGCAGCAACCACAGUCAGUUCAACUUCUUGAGCAUGAAUCCACAAGAGGUGCAAGCCACCGAGCAGCUCAUUCGCGAGGUAAAUGCACGAGGAAACCAGCGAAUGACGGGUCGUCCUCCACUGCCCCAGUACCAGCAAGACUACGAACAGAGUCCUGUGGGGCUCGCGAACCAGAAAAUCUACCACAUGCCUCGGACAGAACGAGGUUUGUCCCCGCCGCACUCGCAAAAGUCGUCGUACUCAUCCGGCAGCACACACAGCGACCUGAUCCGAUUGAACCCCGUUAUCAAUGCCCCACCAGAGUCGACGAGCGUAGGCUUCGUCGUGUUCAACAGCAAUCAACAGACAAAGAGCGCAACAACCUCCAGCGAUAUGAUACCGCUCCACUUCUGA